CCGCGCGGUCUUGUGAAGUUUGUGUUUAUAUUUUGAUCAGGAUUAACAAAUUCUGAAUUGUCUUUUUUUUAAGUGAAAGAAAUGCAUUCCUAAACUCAUAAAUAUUAAUCUAAAGCCCCGACUACAUUAACAUAAGAAUAUGCAAAUUGGUUCAAUUAAGAGAAAAUAAGAAGACAGCAGGAUGAAUUUGGUAUUCCAAAGAGAUAUUUCGAACAUGGUAGAAGCUGCUGCAAAAACACUUACAUUGAAGCCUCUUUAACAAAGAAUGUCUCGUCCUAAAACAACAGAUGCUUUCAGCGAACUUCUAAAUCCUGUCAAGGACCCUGAAAGAUCAUUUGCUAUAAAUAUUGCAGAAUUGUUGCAAAGUUAUGUCAAGAGUUUUCUUGAAGGCUCUGUUAAUUUUAAUUCAGCAGCUUUGAUGAUCCAAGGAAGCAGUAGCAUCUAUGGCAAAAAGGUGGAAUAUCUGCAUAAUUUGGCUACAAAGUUAUAUGCUAGUUUAUUGAAACAUAAAAAAGACGAUGGAGCAAAGAAAGAUACGAAAGAAAGAGAAAAGCAUACCAGAGAAAGCAAAUUUAGUGAUCCCUUCUGCUCUACAGAGAUUAAAUUAGGCAAAAAUCUUAGUUGCCUUAGAAAGAAAUUUGCUUCUAAAAAUUCUACCAACAAAAAGACAUCAAAGAAAUCAGACAAAAAGUUCACAUUCACACCGGUUGAUUUGUUCCCAUUAGAAGGAGAAGACAAAGGGAUGGAACUUCUAGAUGUCCAUGGCCAGUCAUUGGGUAACAAAUAUGAAUUCACUUUAAACAAAUGUAAAGUUACCUCUUCAGGAUGGCUGCUUCUACCCACUGUUAGUCCUGAUCUGAUACCUUCUGAAUUUUCAACUCCUGAUUACACUACAGUGAAUGAAUAUUCAGAUGAUAACAUGUGCAAUGACUUGGAUUCUCAGUCACCUGAAUCAAGUCCUCUUGAUGAAGGCUAUCCUCCAUCAUCUGGGGAAAGUGCUACUCCAGCUACUCAACAAUCCUCUCAAGGUGUAUCAUCUGUUCCAUCUUCUCAAGGAACAGAUGAAGGUGUUGGAUCGUUGCCUUGUACACCGCUGGAAAGUGGAUCUCAACCGGAAUCCGGAACAGCCGAUAAAGAUUCUUCUCAACUUGAAUCAAAUGAUAAUACACCUGCUGCUAAUGGCGCUUCAACAGAAACUCCAAUGGAAGGCACUGAAGAAGGACCAGUUUUAGAUGGCUUAAAUCAUAGUAUUGAAGGUAAUGAAAAUAUUCCAUUGGAAGAUGCUGAUGUAGCCCCAAGGCCACGUAGAUCUACACGACAAGCUCUAAAACUUUGUCAAAUUCAGGAGGAUGAGGCAAAAAAACAAGGAGGCGAAAAUCAAGCAACAACAUUAGCAAAAGACGAGUCAUCUGUGGUUAAAAGAGCCAUUCAAAAGAAAAAUACAUAUAACUUGCCAUCAAAACUUAGGACUAAAAAUGGUACUGCUAUUGAUCCAGUCUCUGCUUUUUGUGCACGAACAUUUUUUUCCAUGGAUCGAAAAUAUCCCAAAUCUUCUUCGCCUCAUUCUUUUGAAGUGCGUGCUUUUCAAAACCAUAAUGAUUUAUUUAAUAAAUUUCGAAGUCUACAAGCAAGUCUUUCAAAUAUUAAUCAGCGUAGAAAAGAAAAGGGAAAUGCUGCAGCUCUUGAAGAAAAUGAUGAUAUUGAUGAAGAAGUUGAUAUUGAAGGAGUUGAAUCAAAUUUAGAUGAUCCUGUUGCAAAUGAAGAUGUUAUAAGUAAACCACUUGAAGCUCGUGAUAUUGUAAUUGAAAAUAACCCUGGGCUACUACCAAUGCCGGUAUAUGAGAAUGAAAAUCCUCUAGCCGAAGAUGAACCAAUUUUUCCUGAUGAUGGUGAAUUUUUUGAUGAUGAACUUAGUGCAUAUGAUGAUAAAGAACUAGAAGACAGCUUUGCAAAUGCAGCAAGGUUGCAGUGUGAUUUAUUCAGAGAAGAUCUGCAGAAAUAUAUUCAAACUUCAGACAUUUCUCAACGAAUUCAUGCAUGGGAAGGUACUAUGAAACCCUUUUUAGAAGGAUUGAACAAAAGAGAAGAAUUUGAUAUCAAUCUGUAUGGCUCACGCAUCUUGAAUGCAUUUGAGGACAGCAAUCGAAAGCAGACCAUCACUUUCCGCAACUUCUGCAAAGGCAAAGAAAAGUGGGAAAUUCAUAGAUAUUUCAUGGCUCUACUUCCUCUUGUAAACAUUGGUAAUGUAAGUAUAGAAGCUGAACAACUAGGUGACGGUGAAGAGGACAUUUUAGUGACUUUGCUGUCAAGAAAGAUGCAUCAUAAAGAAUUGGAAGAGUUUGGUCAUAAUGAAGGGGAACAUUCAUAAGUAUAUAUAUCAUAAGGAAUAAUUUCAUUUCAUUUGUGAGGAAUUUAUGUGUAUAAAUUUUCCAUUCGUUUAUGUGAUUUGUGUACAAAUAAUUUUUGAAAUUCCUUUUAAAUGGUCAAAUAUCCAUUGAAAAUUGUGCAUUAAGUUCUUUCUCGUGAAUCAGUGUUACUAUAUCAUUGAAGUGUACAGACUUUAUAUCUUCAUUAGAUGAUUACUAGAUGUCUUUCCUGUUCAGUGGAUUAUAAUAUUUUAUGGAUUUUAAAUGAACAUGCAAAAAAAUAUUAUAAUCACAUUUGAUUUAUAUUAUAUCAUAAAUACUGUUCAUAUCAUAGCUACAUGUGUAUUUUAUUAAAAAUUGUUGUCAUUUGUUUUUCUAACAGUUGUAUUUAUUUUGUCUCAUAUAUUGAUUUUUGUUAAUUUUGUGGUAAUUUGCAUUUAAUGUUGGUGUACCUGAAACAUACAUUUUCCCCUCUAUAAUCUGAUUGUAGAUCAAGAAGUCAUACUUCAUUUCAUUUUAUUGUGAACUACUGCUAUAUUUAAUAGUCAAUAAAUUUUACUGUGCAUAUGCAUUAAGAAAUGUCAUUACUUUGUAUAAUACUGUUUAUGGUCAUGAAAUUACCCUUGUUUCUGCUUUACAUCACUCACUUAAGUAGCAGCAGUUAAUAUAUACUGUGUAGGAAUUUGAAAAAAAUUUUGCCAAAGUUUUAACUGCAGAAGUUUACAAUCAAUGUAUAGGCCAGAGUCAUGAUUUGUUUUAUUUUUGAAAUUAUUUAUCUUUAUUCUGUAAAAUUAUACAAUAAAUUCAAAUUAUAUUGGCCUUUUCCAUCAUUCUUCAUUUAAAUUUUUGUAUUUGUGUCAACUGAUUCUGCAAAUCUCAUAGUAAAC
Argiope bruennichi is the source of this 3253-nucleotide messenger RNA. Its product is annotated as condensin-2 complex subunit H2-like. The transcript is spliced from 16 exons. Gene Ontology annotation, molecular function: chromatin binding. NCBI's taxonomy places the organism in Eukaryota, Metazoa, Arthropoda, Arachnida, Araneae, Araneidae. The record is from RefSeq and is a predicted model, not a curated record. Gene Ontology annotation, cellular component: condensin complex; nucleus. The coding region runs from base 266 to 2368 and encodes 700 amino acids. Gene Ontology annotation, biological process: mitotic sister chromatid separation; meiotic chromosome condensation.